AUGGAGUUCAGCGGAGAACGAUAUUAUAAAAUCAACAAGAUUCUUCUCAACGGCCUCGGACUGUGGCCACAUCGGGAGGGGAAACGUGCGCGAAUUAAGCCGAUACUCAUUGACGCGACACUCUUCUACGCUAUAUUCGCUCAGCUGUGCCCGUUGAUCAGUACGGAAUACGAUGUAAACCUGCUUCUUAAGGUCCUCUCGAAUAUCCUGCCUGCUCUCAUCUUCACCAUAAAUUACAAUGCUUAUUACAUUCUAGCCACGAAGAUCCAGUUAUUGAUGGAGCUAGUGCGAAAAGAUUGGAACGCGUUGGACGACAAGAGAGAGAUCGAGAUAAAGGACAAACACGCUCGCAUAAUGCACACUUGCACGAUCGCUUUUAUAUUGGCCGUCUGUAUCGGCAAUCCACCCUUCGACUUUAUGGAAGCCUCGCCCCUUAUACUCGAUUGGCUCGUACCGCUUAACGAGUCUCGACCGCGUCAUUUAUACAUGUUAACUGAAUAUUUCGUCGAUCCUGAAAGGUAUUUCCCUCUCAUACUGAUACACGAGAUUAUAACCGUCCUGAUCGGGUUUUUCGUUAUUGCGUCUACCGGAGCGAUAACUCUCGUUUACGUGGAGCACUUUUGCGCGAUGAUGAAGAUCGUCAGCAUUAAUUUAUGUCUGCUGCUUCAACUGUUGAAUAUGAAGAACUUACCAGACUUACUAGCAAUGUUCGUAAUUUUAAUCAUUGAAAUUUGUUAUAUGUUUAUAGCGAAUUAUAUGGGACAAAUAAUAAUCGAUCACAGCGAGGACGUUCAUAAUACAACAUGCAACAUUUUGUGGUAUAACGCUCCGUUAAAAUCGCCAAAGUUGCUACUAUUUCUAAUGCAUAGAACGAUAAAACAAGUGAAGCCAGUUGUCGGUAAGCUGUUUGUGGCGUCGUUGGAAGGUUUCGCCACGCUGUCCACUACGUCGCUAUCUUACUUCACAAUAAUUUAUUCUCUCCAAUAGCGAUAACAUAUCGUGCUGACACUUCUAUUUAUGAUCAUCGUGCGAGAGGAGUUUCGAACACUAGUAGUAAUUCAUCGAGGACCAUCGUAGAUACGAAAUCGUCAGACAUAUUAUAAC
Dinoponera quadriceps is the source of this 1104-nucleotide messenger RNA. RefSeq lists its product as uncharacterized. Gene Ontology annotation, cellular component: plasma membrane. The transcript is spliced from 8 exons. Gene Ontology annotation, biological process: detection of chemical stimulus involved in sensory perception of smell; sensory perception of smell. Gene Ontology annotation, molecular function: olfactory receptor activity; odorant binding. The coding region runs from base 1 to 987 and encodes 328 amino acids. Lineage: Eukaryota; Metazoa; Arthropoda; Insecta; Hymenoptera; Formicidae. The record is from RefSeq and is a predicted model, not a curated record.